This is a messenger RNA of Punica granatum (pomegranate), 6246 nucleotides long. The record is from RefSeq and is a predicted model, not a curated record. NCBI's taxonomy places the organism in Eukaryota, Viridiplantae, Streptophyta, Magnoliopsida, Myrtales, Lythraceae.
GAUGGGAGGUAAUAAAAUAUUAAUAUCCCAGUCCCAAGUGUUUUUUGUUUUUUUUGUUUUACCGGGAAAAGGAGUUACAGUUUUAGAGACCUGGCUUUAUAUAUUUUUAACUGGCCUUUUAUGUGUUCGUUUUCUUCUCUCAUUUUUCUCUGUUCUUGGGAAGGGUUUGUUUUUGGCUUUCAUUUUUAUCAGGGCCUUUACAUGACCAAUUCAGAUCUCCAGCAUUGACUCAUUUUUUGCCCAGCUCCAGCACCGUUACUUCCUUCCCCUGAGAUAACAGCUUCAGCUGCGUGCCAAGGUGUUAUUGAAGAUGAUGCUUUCGAUCUCAAGAGGCAUGAAAUGGGGUUCAAGAUCUCAAUAAGUAACCUCCAAAAGGAGAGAGAAAGAAGGAAAUACCUUUACCUGAGGCUCCGAGAUGGAGAUGGAGAAAAGAGCUGAAGCAGCGCCCCCUAGCCCCAAUUCCUGGGUCCCGGAGACCCCCAUUAAGCCCAUUCCACCAAGACCAGAGCCGAUCUGCAAAGACAUGCAAGAACAUCCGCAAGGCCUACAAGAGUGCUCGGACUCGGAGGAAUUCCCGCCAGGUUUCGCCCCAAGAGCUCAGGCAGAUGAGUUCUCGGGCCACGGCUCGAGUGGCAGGGCAGAGAUCGAUGCAGGGCUCAACUUCGAGGCCCUACUUUCAAGUGGUGACAGUACUUUGUGGCCGGGCAUGGCUGCCACAGCCACUGCUGCGGCCAUGAACAUGAACGUGCCUUUCUUGAGCCUGAUGGCCCUUGCAGAUGCCGCCGUCACUGGAAGUUCACAGAAAGACUUCACUCGUGCAACAAAUGGAUCUUUCACCUGCUUCUCAGACUCCUACCUUAAAGGCAACUGGCUACCCUCUGAACCAGCAAAAUUGAGCAGUUCCUGCUCCGGCUCCAACUUAUCGCAGUUUUCUUCGAUUAGCGCCAAUCACUCUGCACAAAAUUCAUAUGGACUUCAAAAUCUUCCAGCGCAUGCCUAUGAUGUUAAUUUGUCGCCCGGAACACGGGCAGAUGCAGCCUCUAAUGGAGCAAUCCCACACUUUGCACCGAUUACUCCAGACAAAGCACUUGGUGCGCAGAGCAGAACGGUUUUUGAAACAUAUCAUUUUGGUGAAAAAGACCAAACAAGUCAGAAUCAGUGUUUCAGUGACGGAGAUGCUGCUGGAAGGCUAGUCCGAGCAGAACAUGUUAAGGAGCUUUUAAAAGUUGCUGCAGAUGCUCCAUCUGCUGAUGUUUCCACCUCACCAAAUGAGGAUAAUAAAAUUGAGAAGGUAGAUGAUCAAGGCAUAAGCAAAACGCCACAACAGAAACCUAGGCGGAAGAAGCACAGGCCCAAGGUUGUUUCUGAGGGAAAGGCCAGGAGGACUCCAAAGCCCAGAACGCCAAGAACUGCAGGUACUGAGGGAGAGACUAGAGUCAAGAGGAAAUAUGUGCGAAGAAAGGGAAUUGAAAAACCACCUCCAUCUUUGCCAACAGAAGUAGCUGAAGAUGCUGGCGGACAGAACAGAGAUGAACCUUUGAAGAUGUCAUGCAGGAGGGCCUUAAAUUUUGAUAGUGAACAACAACAAAUGAAUGACGCUAUUGCAGGCCAAUCGGUCUGUGUUGGAGCAGCGGAACAGGCAAAUGCAGAUGAUCAACUUCCCCAAAGAAUUGAAGUAAAGGUUGGAGAUGCUACCAAAGGCAUAGCCCAUGAACUCAGUCACGGUGUGAAUCAGAAGCCGACAGAAGACACACCAUUCCUAGAAAGCCAGGAUCCAGGCAUAACACGCCCUGCCCAAACUCGCUUCCAGCAAGAGAAACUAGACUCCCAUUGUCCAGCAAUGAGUUUGCCAGGAGACCAAGUGAAUGCUCCUAGUGCACCUGAUCUUAUACAAAUGAAAACACUGACCAGUCCAAACAAGCCAUUUGCGACUGACGGUGAGCAGCCAACAGAUUCGAAGAGAAAAUGCUGUGAUCCUAGUGAACAAAUUAGAAAUGGAUACAUGAAUAUGUUAGGGAUUCAGUUCAACAGCUUACAAGCAUAUGAGUCAGUACCUCGGCUUUGCUUUCCGCCUAUACACAAGAAAAAAAGAACUGAGAAAGGGCAGAUCUCUGCAUCUGGCACGUCAUCUUCCAUGAAGAGCAAAAUGGUUAAAAGACUAGGGAUCACAAGCUGCCUAGAUGCUGAGAGAGCCAACCUUAUUGCAUCAAAAGUUGACCAAAGUGAAGCUAUACUACAAGAAAGGGGGACAGAACUUCAGGACGAGCAGCAAACCGUGGGCUGUAUGCUGGCAUUUUCUCAGACAGAGAGGUCGACGAAGAAGCGAUCUAGGGGCCUCACUCGGGUUCGUGACUUAGCUUCACUAAGCAAACUGACAGAAUAUUGCAUGAUGCCAACUUACCCCCUGCAACAGUCAGCAACAGAUGACAGGUCACAAAAUACUCACACAUGUAUGCAAGCGCUACUCAUGGAGAUGAAUGCAAAGCUAUCGAGAAGGAAACGGACCAAGAGACAUCCUUUGGUUAAUUCAGCCUACUCAAGGGCUUUGACGCUGCAGCUGAAUGGAAGGGUUCAAAUGCAUCGCAAUCAUCAGAGAGCUGCCGCCCAUACACUAGGUCAUCAACCAGAAUUACUUUGGAAGCAUAUCAGUCCAGUUGAUGCAAUCAUAAAGCUACUGGAGAAUCUAGAUAUCAACAGAGAAAGUAGCGAAAAUGCACAUCAGGAGCAAAACGCACUUAUCCCUUAUGGAUUUGGAAAGCAGGACCACCAAAACAUGCUGGUUCUCUAUAGGGGGGAUGGCACCAUUGUGCCCUUUGACGGUCCAUUCGACCCCGCCAAGAAAAGACGACCAAGGCCAAAAGUUGAUCUUGAUGAAGAAACCACUAGAGUGUGGAAGCUUUUAUUGGAGGAUAUAAGCAGUCAAGGUAUUGAUGGGACAGAUGAAGAGAAAGCAAGAUGGUGGCAGGAGGAACGAAGAGUCUUCAAAGGACGCACUGAUUCAUUCAUUGCACGCAUGCAUCUUGUACAAGGUGAUAGACGCUUCUCGCCAUGGAAAGGAUCAGUUGUUGAUUCGGUGGUUGGGGUUUUCCUUACUCAGAAUGUGUCGGAUCAUCUUUCUAGCUCAGCAUUCAUGUCACUUGCUGCACGGUUUCCCAAAAAUCCAAGGCAAAACCAGUGCUUUGAAGAGGGAACAAGUUCAGUGAUCAAUGAACCAGAUGUAUGCACACAGGAUCUGGAAUACACAAGUAAAUGGAGAGAGAAGAUGUCAAGUCCUACAAUUUGCGACCGCAGUUCUAUGACACUCAAUGAAGCUGAGAACAGUGAUGAAGUAGAGGUUGUCAACAGUGAAGAAUCCUUCACAAGAACAGCGGGGAAAAUGAGGUCUCUGGAUGAAUCAAACUGCCACUUCUUAAAUUCAAAUUCAUCCAGAAGCUUUAUGGAGAUGCAACCUCAUUCAACAGUCAAUAAAUUCACCAUAGACAAUACAGAAUCCAUCUGCACUGAUGUAGAUCGGAAGGCAGAGAUUGAUGUCAUUUCAUCUCAGGAGUCCGCAGUGUCAUCUCAUAAUUCCAUGGACUUUUUGAAAGCUGUAAGUGAUGAAAGAAAAGGAUCGAGCUCAGACAACUCAGAGACAGAUGAUCUGACAAACAGGUCUAAAUUGUCAAAAACAAGCUCAGCCGAUGCUCAUACACCUUUUAUGCAGCUUCUACACUUGGCUGGCUCAAAUCUGCACGAAGUUUAUGUUCAUGAAAUCGGGGAUAUUUCGUCCAAUGAGAACUCAAAAGAUGCUCUUAUAAAAUCCCUAAGUAAAGACGACGGAGGUGAAAGGCAAGAUAUUGAUGCCACAAAUGCAACGAACUCCAUGGUGUUAGAAGAUGAAUGCUCCCAAGAAUCCAGAGAAGGUGGCAAAUCUUCUGAGAGCUACAAGGUUGACAGUGGAAGUUGUAUGGACGAUGGCGUCACAGCAAUAAAUCAAUAUACAACUAAAUAUAAGAUUAGGACAGCUGUAAACAAAAUUCCCAGUUCUAUGAGGUGUAAUCAGAUUUGCACUGGCAGUACAGUCUCCAAAAACUGCAUUGAUCAACACCCUGAGCAUUUGCUAGAAGUACAAUGUCUCAGGGAAGAUGACAGAAUGGAGGAACCUACUUGCAUGCCAAAACUUUCUUGUGAAAACUGGCAAAACAGCUGUUCGAAGAACCUACCAGAAGGCAGUAAUCAGGAAUCAGUAGAAAGAUGUAUAAGCGAGCAAGUUCAUCCAGCUCCUAAGGAAUCCAAUGAAAUGAAUGUAAGAGCUUCAAAAGCAAAAACAGGUGCUGCAGGGAAGGAUAGAAAAGUUGAAAUCGACUGGGACAGCUUGAGAAGACAGGCAGUAUCAAGUGGAAGCAAAAGAGAGAGAUCUCAGAACACAAUGGACUCAGUAGAUUGGGAAGCAGUGAGAUGUGCAGACGUAAAUGAGAUAGCUCAAACCAUCAAAGACCGUGGAAUGAACAACGUCCUGGCCGGAAGGAUACAGGAUUUCCUCAACCGACUUGUUGGAGAACAUGGAAGCAUCGAUCUUGAAUGGCUGAGGGAUGUUCCGCCGGACAAGGCAAAAGAGUACCUGCUAAGCUUUAGGGGCCUGGGACUGAAGAGUGUGGAAUGUGUGCGGCUUUUGACACUUCAUCACCUUGCUUUCCCUGUAGAUACAAAUGUUGGCCGUAUUGCUGUAAGGCUAGGAUGGGUCCCUCUACAGCCACUGCCUGAGUCACUUCAGCUGCAUCUUUUAGAACUGUACCCAGUGUUGGAAUCUAUUCAGAAGUAUCUCUGGCCACGACUGUGCAAGCUUGACCAAAGAACUCUGUACGAGCUGCAUUACCAGAUGAUAACAUUUGGAAAGGUCUUUUGCACAAAAAGCAAACCAAAUUGCAAUGCAUGUCCUAUGAGAGGAGAAUGCAGACAUUUUGCCAGUGCAUUUGCAAGUGCAAGGCUUGCUCUGCCAGGUCCAGAGCAGAAGAGCAUAGUUGGUUCAUCAGAGACAGUAACACCCACCAAUAAUACUGAGCCACUGCAGCUGCCUUCACCUCUGGCAACCGAUAAUUCACAAAAACAAUUAGCAAGAUAUGGACAAAGUAACUGUCAGCCUAUUAUUGAAGAACCUGCAUCGCCAGGGCCAGAGUGCACACAUGUAGUUGAAAAUGACAGAGAAGAAAUAGACUUGGAAGAUUUUGAUGAAAUUCCUACAAUCAAACUAAAUAUUGAAGAGUUCACCCAGAAUUUACAGAACUAUAUGCAGCAGAACAUGGAACUUCAAGAAGGUGACAUGUCAAAGGCCCUAGUUGCUCUAACCCCAGAGGCUGCAUCUAUUCCUGCACCUAAGCUUAAAAACGUGAGUCGGCUACGAACAGAGCACCUAGUGUAUGAAAUUCCUGAUGGCCAUCCUCUUUUGAAUGGACUUGAUAAAUUAGAACCAGAUGAUCCAUGCAAAUACCUCCUUGCCAUCUGGACACCAGGCGAAACAGCAAACUCGAUUGAACCCCCAGAACAGAAGUGCAACUCCCAGGAGGUUGGUGCACUUUGUAACGACAAAACAUGUUUCUCAUGCCACUGUGUUCGAGAAGCAAACUCUCAAACCGUCCGGGGGACCAUUUUGAUACCAUGCCGGACUGCUAUGAGAGGGAGCUUUCCACUUAAUGGCACCUAUUUUCAAGUAAAUGAGGUAUUUGCUGACCACGAGUCCAGUCUUCACCCCAUUGAUGUUCCCAGGGAUUGGUUGUGGAAACUUCAGAGACGAACAGUAUACUUUGGGACCUCCAUACCAGCAAUAUUUAAAGGCUUAUCAACAGAAGGCAUUCAACACUGCUUCUGGAGAGGAUAUGUUUGCGUGAGGGGAUUUGACAGGCAGACCCGAGCACCCCGCCCUUUGAUGGCCAGGCUGCAUUUUCCAGCCAGUAAGCUGCCUAGGACAAGAGGCAAACCAGAUGAUGGGUUGUAAUUGAUGGACUUCAUAGUGUUUGACAUCAAAACCAGCAGGUCCAGAGCCAUUUCUUUGUUGUCAGAGCAGGAAAAAGAAAAUGUUUAUUACUGGAGUUGGCUCGAUUGACAUGUUCAAUAACCCUUGGGCCAAACAUCCUUGCAUAAGGAUUGUCCAAUGUAGAUGAUUGAUUAGGUUAUUGUAACUUUGUCGUAGUCAACAAUGGCGCAGCGCCAAUAUGGGAGCUGUUCUUUUACUCACAGCGCAUUAAUCAAAAUGUGUAAAAUUGCAAAAUA